Molecule: messenger RNA, 321 nt
Organism: Meloidogyne enterolobii
Lineage: Eukaryota; Metazoa; Nematoda; Chromadorea; Rhabditida; Meloidogynidae
Source: the annotation of a GenBank genome assembly
AUGGCGUCUAUAGCUCAAUUCAUAGCAUUAUUUUUUGUUUCGGAUUUAUUUUUCUUUAUUCUACCAUAUUCUAAUGGAGGUGUUAAAUAUUUUGAUAAUUUCAACAAAACUUGGCCGUUUAUUCAAUGUAAAAUGGAUACGUUAAAUGUUUUGUCAAUUUUACCUGCAGCUUUAAUUGAAAUAUUUGCAUAUUUAAUAAUAUUUUUUUGUGGAUUCAAAAUGGUUAGAUAUGUCGAUUUAAACACUAAUCUUGAUGGAAACUUAAAAAAAUUAAAUAAACUUUUAACAAAAGUUUUGAUUAUUUUGGUAGGAAAAUUUUAA